AUGUUACAAUCUGUGCUCCGCGAAACGGUCCAUACCGCGAAGGAUGCAUUGGCUGGUAACAAGAAGGUUGCAGACAUCAAGAAAGACCUCGUUGAACAGACUGAUAAGACGAAACUGACAAGUGACUUCGGCGUCAAAGAGCCCGACACUGAUAACUGGCUUUCAGCUUCAACAAAUGGCAGACAAGGCCCUCUGUUGCUGGAGGAUAAUUUUGCCAGAGAGAAGAUUAUGCACUUUGACCAUGAACGUAUUCCUGAAAGAGUAGUCCACGCUCGUGGUUCAGGCGCCUUCGGAACAUUCAAGCUAUAUGAGAGCCUCGAAGACGUCACCCACGCCAAAGUGCUCACAGAUACAUCUCGUACCACUCCCGUCUUUGUCCGGUUCUCGACCGUCCUUGGAAACCGAGGCAGCGCUGAUACUGUUCGCGAUGUGCGCGGGUUUGCAACCAAAUUCUACACCGAGGAGGGAAACUGGGAUCUCGUCGGAAAUGAUAUUCCCGUUUUCUUUAUCCAAGACGCCAUAAAAUUCCCAGACGUUAUUCACGCUGGCAAGGCCGAGCCCGACUCUGAGAUCCCUCAAGCCCAGAGCGCUCAUAACAAUUUCUGGGAUUUCCAGUACCUGCAUUCUGAGGCAACCCACAUGUUCAUGUGGGCGAUGAGCGACAGGGCUAUCCCUCGCUCGUUUCGCAUGAUGCAAGGCUUUGGUGUCAACACCUUCACCCUUACCAAUGCCAAAGGCAUCCGCUCGUUCGUGAAGUUCCACUGGACUCCAACUCUUGGCGUGCACUCGUUGGUCUGGGAUGAAGCUCUGAAGCUCGCAGGAAACGAUCCCGACUUCCAUCGCCGUGAUCUCUGGGACGCCAUCAAGAAGGGCGCUUAUCCAUCCUGGAAAUUCGGUGUCCAAAUCUGCCCAGAAUCUCGCCAGGAUGACUUCGACUUUGACAUUCUCGAUGCCACCAAGGUCUGGCCAGAGGAUAUCUUCCCAGUCCGUUAUGUCGGUGAGAUGCAGCUCAACCGUAAUGUCGAUGAGUUUUUCACGCAGACUGAGCAGAUUGCCUUCUGUACUGCGCAUGUUGUCCCAGGAAUCGGCUUCUCAGAUGACCCUCUCCUCCAAGGCCGCAACUUCUCCUACUUUGACACUCAGAUCUCGCGCCUCGGAGUCAACUUCCAAGAACUCCCCAUCAACCGCCCUGUCUGUCCCGUGAUGAACCACCACCGCGACGGCGCCCUCCGCCACAAAACCACGCCCGGCAAUAUGAACUAUUGGCCUAACCGCAAAUCUGUCGUCCCACCAGCCUCCGAAGCCAGGGAUGACGGCUAUGUCGACUUCCCCGAGAAGAUCGCAGCCAUGAAAGCCCGCCUCCACUCUGCCAAGUUCAAGGAGCACUUCAACCAGGCACAGCUGUUCUACAACUCGCUAGCACCCAUUGAGAAGCUGCAUAUCCGCAAGGCUCUCGCCUUCGAACUCGACCAUUGCGAUGAUCCGGUCGUGUACAAACGCUUGGUUGAACGCCUAUGUAACAUCUCUCUCGGGCUCGCCAAAGCAGUUGCUGAAACUGUGGGCGCGCCGAUUCCCUCCAAGGCCGGUCACCCGAACAACGGCCAGACUUCUAAGGGUCUUAGCCAGCUCGAGUUCUCGGCCCGUGCUCAGGGGUUGAAGUCCACGAUUGUCAGCCGAAACGUGGCGAUCUUGGUGGCUGAUGACUUUGACUUCGCCGAGUAUGAAGCUGUCAACGCGGCACUAACCGCUGCUGGUGCGUUUGUUGCCACUAUUGGCCCGAGAAGAGGAGCUGUCAAGGCGAGCGAUGGGAGAGAGAUGCAAACUGACCACCACUGGGAGGGGAAGCGUAGCGUUGCCUUUGACGCUCUCUAUAUCCCUGGCGGCGCGCAUGUGGCCGCCCUCGGAAAAAGUGGUCGGGCUAUGCACUGGGUGCGUGAGGCGUUCGGGCAUCUCAAGGCUAUUGGGGCGACUGGGAGCGCAGUGGAGUUUGUGAAAAAGGCUGUGGGUGUUGAGGGAAUGGUGUUUAGCGGGUCCGGAGAGAUUGUUGACUGCUAUGGAGUUGUGACUGCAGGAGGGUUGGGGGAUAAGCCACAGAGUAUUAGGGAGGGACUGGACAAGGUGAAGGGGGAGAUGAAGUUUGUUGACACGUUUGCGUUCAAUAUCUCGGAGCACAGGAACUUCCAGCGCGAAUUGGAUGGGAUUAAUGAUCUGGUUGCUUAUUAAAGGGGGGUGGUUGAAGGCAUUGUAAAAUUGGAACCGAUAGAGGAGGAUAUAAUGGAUGUUGGAUAACGG
Molecule: messenger RNA, 2292 nt
Organism: Pseudogymnoascus verrucosus
Lineage: Eukaryota; Fungi; Ascomycota; Leotiomycetes; Thelebolales; Thelebolaceae
Gene: CAT1
Product: catalase A
Exons: 3
Coding region: 1-2223 (740 amino acids)
Biological process (GO): response to oxidative stress; hydrogen peroxide catabolic process
Cellular component (GO): cytosol
Molecular function (GO): heme binding; catalase activity
Source: RefSeq, a predicted model, not a curated record